CCAGCCUACCGCGCCACGAUCCAAUCGGCUCCGUCCGUCCUCCCGCGCGCGUAAUCUUAACCCUCCAUUCGACCUCCCCUUAAUUUCUCAAGGGCCUCGCCGCCCACCGUCCGCAUCACACCAUGAAACCACCACCGCGCCUCCACCCCCGCCGCCUCCUCCUCCUCCUCCGCCGCCGCUUCUCAUCCACCGCCGACGCCGCCGCAGAUGCUGCAGAGCUCGCCGGCGCGCUCGCUGCUGCGCCCUCGCUCGACGCGAAGCGAGACCUCUCCGCCGUUCUCCGCCGCCUCGGCGGCCGCGGCCUCGCCUCCGCCCUCUCGUCACUCCCGGCGCCGCUCCCCGCCACCUUCGCUCACCGCCUCCUCCAACACGUCCUCUCCGACUCCCCUGCACGUGCCUCCCCCGGCGAGGACCUCCUCACUCCUCGCGUCUCGGCGCUCCUCAUCCCCUCGCUCGUCGCCGAUCGCGCCGCGCUCCCAUCCGCGCGCCGCCUCCUGUCGCGCCUCAUCCGCCUCCACCCUCUUCCCAUCGCCGCGGCGGCUGUAGCCGACGUCGCCUGCACUGCCACUUCGGACCUACUCAUCCAUGCCUGCCUCAACUCGCCCGCCCCUCGGCCCCUGUCCCACGCAACUGACGCCUUCCUCGUGCUCUCCACGCGGGGGGCCUCGCCCUCCAUCAAGACCUGCAAUAUCCUUGUCGAAGCCCUGGGCUGUGCUGGCCAACUUGACGCUGCCCGCAAGGUGUUCGACAAAAUGCGGGAUGGCAAGGCUGUCGGUCCUGAUGAGUACACGUACACGGCGAUGAUUAAGGCACUCUGCAGGGCUGGAGAGGUUGAUGCCGCUUUUGUGAUGCUUGCAGAGUUGCGGAGAGCUGGGCUGCAGCCAACUGUGGUGACUUACAAUGUGCUAAUGAAUGCACUGUGCAAGAGCGGGAGGGUGGAGGAGGCCUUUCGGUUGAAGGGGAGAAUGGUCAAAGGCAGGGUGAGGCCAAGCGUGGUCACAUUUGGCAUCCUGAUCUACGGUCUCGCAAGGGGUGAGCGGUUUGGGGAGGUCGGGGCAGUGUUACAGGAGAUGGAAGGUUUUGGGAUCACCCCUAAUGAGGUUAUUUACAAUGAGCUAAUUGGUUGGCACUGUAGGAAAGGGCACUGCUCAGAGGCGCUUAGGCUGUUUGAUGAAAUGGUCUCAAAGGGGAUGAAACCUACAGCUGUGACUUUCAACUUGAUUGCGAAAGCUCUAUGCAAGGAAGGGGAGAUGGAGCGUGCUGAGCAGAUAUUGGAUGAGAUGUUGUUGUCUGGGAUGACAGUUCAUUGUGGCUUGUUCAAUACUGUUAUUGCGUGGCUUCUUCGAAGGACUGCAAGACCGGACUCGGUGCUAAGACUUAUAAGAGAAAUGGUUGCCAGAUUUGUGAAACCAAAUGAUGCUUUGAUGACAGCUUGUACCCAGGAGCUUUGCAAUAGGGGGAAACACUUAGAAGCAGCUGAAAUUUGGUUCAAAGUGUUGGAAAAAGGUUUAGGUGUCAGUAUUGCAACAUCCAAUGCGUUGAUUCAUGGCCUUUGCGAAGGAAAUAAUAUGAAAGAAGCCACGAAGGUUCUAAGAGCCAUGAUGAAUAACAGGGUUGAAUUGGAUAACAUCACAUAUAACAUAAUGAUCCAAGGUUGCUGCAAAGAUGGUAAAAUGGAGGAGGCGAUACAACUUCGUGAUGACAUGAUCAAAAGAGGGUUUAAGCCUGAUCUUUUCACAUAUAAUACUUUCCUAUGUGCUUAUUGCAAUUUGGGUAAAAUGGAAAAGGCCCUUGAUCUGUUGGAUCAGAUGAAAAGUGAGGGCCUUAAGCCAGAUAUUGUGACAUAUGGCACCUUAAUAGAUGGUUAUUGCAAAGCAAAGGAUAUUGAGAAGGGAAAGGAAUAUUUGACUGAAUUGACGAAAGUUGGGUUAAAACCAAACGUAAUCAUCUAUAAUGCUCUUAUUGGUGGUCACUGUAGGAAUGGUAACAUUUCUGAUGCAAUUGGUGUUCUUGGCACUAUGAAGUCUAAUGGUGUACAACCAACUGCUGUAACUUACGGCAGCCUUAUGCAUUGGAUGUGUCAUUCUGGUCUUGUUAAAGAGGCCAAGGCCAUUUUUGCACAAUGUAUAAUAAAGAACAUUGAGCUUGGAGUAAUUGGCUAUACAAUUAUGAUUCAAGGUUUAUGCAAAAUAGGAAAAAUUGAUGAAGCUGUUAUCUGCUUUAAGGAUAUGCGUUCUAGGGAUAUACCUCCAAAUAAAUUGACAUACACCACUCUGAUGUUUGCCUAUUGCAAAUCUGGCAACAAUGAAGAAGCAUCCAAGCUUUUUGAUGAGAUGGUGAGCUCAGGCAUUGUUCCUGAUAGUGUUUCCUACAAUACACUAAUUUCAGGGUGUUGUGAGGCGGAUUCAUUGGAUAAGGUGAUAGCAAUGCCUGCUGAAAUGCCCUCAAGAGUUUUCAAACAGGAUGGUUGUUCGUACAAUCCAUUGGUUAAUGGAAUAACUACACCCUGGUGCCAAAAAGAAGCUGCUUCCAGUGCUGAAUGAUGUGUAACAGAGGUACCAUUGGGCAUGACUGCUUUCUGAGACAGGUGUUAAAGUCCAAGUAUGAACAGGAAGAACUUGGGAGAAUAUGUGGGCUCCCAACUUGCCUUCGGUUGUAUGGCCUAUGCAUCUAGGAAACAUGCCACUCAUGGUUUUUCAACCUUUUACCGUCGAGGACAGUCCAACAGAAGCAGAAGGUUGAACAAAGUUUUGGACGUGGUAGUAUGCAUGGUCAACAACCAUACUGGUGAGCCAUCCGAGGGCACCCACAGAAUGCACUUCAGGUUUAUAACUGGCCAACAUUGGUGAACUAAAACAGCAAGAUAUCCAUGCAGGGAUGACAAUUAAAUAAAAUUACUAGGUGCAGGUGAUCAAAAAGUUUUGAGAUUCGUUGAUGUAUUUCAUUCAUUAACCUGGAGUAUAGCGUGGGCUGUUAUGGUCCCACCUAUUGCAUUGGAGAGGCCAGCUCUUAGUGCUGAACUGCAGAAACAUCAGUUCAUGUUUGCUACUGAAACCAAGCGUCCAAUUUCUCGGGUAUCUGCUUCUGUUGUUAUUUGGGAGCAUCUUAGUGCUAGUGAUGCUGUGCAAAUUGUCUUAAAGAAUUCUGUAACUGAAAUGCCUAAUAGAUUACUAAAGAUUGCCUGUGAAGAAGCCAUAGCGAAGAGGCAGUUCAGGUGGCAUAAAGCCAUUAGAAUUAUUGUGAUUUCAAUUUCACAGCAGGGACCAGGGUUAAGUAGCAACUAUUCUUUGUCAACAUCUAAUCCUCCAACCUCGACCAAUCUGAGCCUUGGGCCUUGGCAAGCUUAUCAUACCUCAAGGUUAAAAUACCAGAUCACUUGGUGUGGGCAGCACUGGUUGCUACUGUAAUGCGAUGUAACUAUUCAUGCGCUACUGUAGCAACCGGUAUUUUUUGUCUGCCGUCCUGCCAAAGUAGUUUCAGUUGAUAGCUAGGCAUAAGGAUAGUUUCCUUGUUACUCGAGUUUACUUCUUUAUAGAAUUCAAUAUGUUGAAGAUAAGUAGAGAUAGAGUGUGAGGUAAAGUCAAGCAAUCCCUAUGAAAAGGGACAAGAUGUAUCCUGUUAUUCGUUAUGCAUCAAGAAGAAAUAAUUAUCUCCAAAUCCAGAAUUCUCUCAACCCAUUCUAUACUCUUAUAUUGACCAUCCAAUGUUGUAAUUCAAGUACGGCCAUUCUGUCUGACCAUCUUCAGCAUGGUAGCAUGACAUCUUACUAGUCUUUUUGUUGGUAAAUUGUAGAGUUGCAUAUCAGUACAAUGUUGUAAUAAGAUCUCAAAGUUUUGAGAAUUAGGGUGAGUUUGUGGUACUA
Molecule: messenger RNA, 3862 nt
Organism: Setaria italica (foxtail millet)
Lineage: Eukaryota; Viridiplantae; Streptophyta; Magnoliopsida; Poales; Poaceae
Product: pentatricopeptide repeat-containing protein At4g19440, chloroplastic
Exons: 4
Coding region: 123-2543 (806 amino acids)
Molecular function (GO): protein binding
Source: RefSeq, a predicted model, not a curated record